Pimephales promelas (fathead minnow) is the source of this 3376-nucleotide messenger RNA. RefSeq names its product UDP glycosyltransferase 8 (gene ugt8). NCBI's taxonomy places the organism in Eukaryota, Metazoa, Chordata, Actinopteri, Cypriniformes, Leuciscidae. Gene Ontology annotation, biological process: galactosylceramide biosynthetic process. The record is from RefSeq and is a predicted model, not a curated record. Gene Ontology annotation, molecular function: N-acylsphingosine galactosyltransferase activity. Gene Ontology annotation, cellular component: endoplasmic reticulum.
UCCUCAAAUGCAAAUAUACCUGUGUCGAAAGAGCAAACGACACACCUGACGCUUCCCAGGGGAUCUGGAAGGCCGAAGUCUCUAUUGUUCUAAAGCGUUUACUGUGCCAUGGCUCGACCACUCCCUGCAGUGACUGUGAAUUGAGGUUUCGCAUAUCCCGCCCUCCCCGGAGUUCUGAUACACAACGCCUCAUCUCAUAGCCUUUGGGAAAACCACCUCGCCUGUUGUGGCAAACGGGCAGUUUUAACCGGUCAACACCGUUUGUGGAUUUAUGUAAAAGUGUCAGAGGCUCGGGAGAUUGAGGGUAGGUGAAUUUCACAUACAUUAGGACACCGAAUUUACCGGGUUCACCUGUACAGACAUGAAGCCUUUUUUCCUGCUUGCCACAUUAUUGUGGUGUUUAGCUGCAAAUUUCUCCUGGGCAGCUAAGAUAGUGGUAGUUCCUCCAAUUAUGUUUGAGAGCCACCUGUAUAUAUUUAAGACCCUUGCCUCUGCUCUCCAUGCUGAGGGCCAUGAAACAGUUUUCCUGGUUUCCGAAGGUCGGGAGAUCCCACCUUCCAACCAUUAUCGUCUCCAGCGCUACCCUGGAAUCUUUAACAGCACCUCAGCUGAUGACUUCCUCCAAUCAAAAGUUCGCAACAUCUUUUCGGGGCGUCUCACAGCACUGGAGUUGUUUGAUAUCCUAGACCACUAUUCUCAAAACUGUGAUGCCGUUGUUGGGAGUGCUUCUGUCAUGGAACAGCUAAAACGUGAAAAUUUUGAUCUGCUGCUUGUUGAUCCCAAUGAGAUGUGUGGAUUUGUCAUUGCUCACAUCCUGGGUGUCCAGUACGCCGUAUUCAGUACAGGAUUAUGGUACCCUGCGGAAGUUGGGGCGCCAGCACCUCUGUCUUACGUCCCAGAAUUUAACUCUCUACUAACGGACCGUAUGUCUUUGUUGCAACGGGUAGCUAACACAGCAGUGUACCUGGUUUCCAGGUUUGGUGUCCAGUUCCUGGUUCUACCUAAGUAUGAUCGCAUCAUGAGGAAGUACAACAUCCAGCCAUCGGUGUCCAUGCACGAUCUGGUUCAGAACAGUCGACUUUGGAUGCUGUGUACUGACCUGGCACUGGAGUUCCCACGACCCACUUUGCCACAUGUUGUCUAUGUUGGGGGCAUCCUUACCAAACCCCCCAGCCCCUUGCCACAGGAGUUUGAAACCUGGGUGAAGAAUACAGAUGAACAUGGUUUCGUGGUGGUGUCGUUUGGUGCGGGAGUGAAGUAUCUGUCAGAUGACAUUGCUCAGAAACUUGCUGGAGCCUUGAGCCGUCUACCCCAGAGAGUCAUCUGGAGGUUUUCUGGAGUUCCUCCCCCAAAUCUUGGCAACAAUACUAAACUAGUGGAUUGGAUGCCUCAGAAUGACCUGUUGGGACAGACAAACACACGGGCCUUCUUGAGCCACGGGGGCUUGAACAGCAUCUAUGAGGCCAUGUAUCACGGUGUGCCCGUGGUGGGUGUCCCGCUGUUUGGAGAUCACUAUGACACCAUGACACGAGUUCAGGCCAAAGGCAUGGGCAUAAUGCUUGAGUGGAAAAGGAUGAGUGAGGAAGACCUUUAUACUGCCAUGGUUAAUGUCAUUACAGACAAUAGGUAUCGUGAGCGAGCGCAGUUGCUGUCUCAGAUUCAUAAAGAUCAGCCUGGUCAUCCAGUGAAUCGGGCCGUUUACUGGAUUAGCUAUAUACUCCGUCACCAUGGCGCCGAUCACCUCCGCACUGCAGUCUACGAGAUCCCCACCUACCAGUACUUCUUAUUGGAUGUUUUCAUUGUGAUAGGAGUGUGUCUGCUUCUUCUUGGCUUCUGCCUAUACCGAAUAGGCAAGUGCAUUCAAUCACGAGUGAGGCGCGGUUCAUCUCCAGGGGAAAAGGUGAAUGGACACUGUCAUAAUGGAAUUCUAAAUGGCAAGCACAAAAGAAAUGGCCAUGUUAAAAGUACAGAUAAGAAACUAAAGUAAAGCACUAGGAGAAAUCAACACUAACGCUUUACUAAAGAGAGGAAUUAACAACUCUUCACUCAGAGCAGGGCCUAUCCAGGAAAUAAAUACAUGGGUCAAUAAAGAAACAAAACAACCAUUAUAACAAUGAACUGUAAGUAGGAAGCCAAAGUAAGGAAGAAUGGAAGGAAACCUGAAAACAUAAAUGGAAAACUCCUGAGGAUGUUUUUUUUUUUUUCUCCCUGUUGAGUGGAGUUAAUGUUCUGUUGUUCAAUGGUCCUGAAUGUUGAGUUUAUCCUUGUGGGAAAAGGUUUUGAAAUGCUUUUGAAGUUUAGAAAUUAGUGGUUUUAACAAGAAGUUAUCAUGGGGCAUCAGGUUUCACUACAUCCAAAUACAAUAAAGAUCUCUAUUUAUAGAAAUUUCAUACUUUUUUGGGGCACAGAUCACUGUUGACUUUUGUGCACUGAACUUAAUUUAUGUUCCAUAUUUAUUUCUUACGCACUCCGUCCCUUCGUUUUCAUUUCUUAAGCAAAAUUAAUUCUUGGACAUUAGCAAGCUAGCAUAUUUGCUAAUGUUUAUGUUGCCAGCCUUGCCUUAAUCUUUAAAUAUAUCUAGCAUGUUUUGCAAACUUACAACUUCAUUCCUCAUAGAGAAAAAUCUGCACAAGCUAAUGCUGCUAGUUGCUAUUUUGCUAUCUAUGCAAAAUGCUAGAGCCUUUGUUGAGGAUAGUUAAACUUCAAAUCUUGCUUCCAUUUACAAUAAUUUGGGAUCCUUAGAGCCAGUAUACUGGUAUACUAACAUUCUUAGAGUAUCUUUACCACUUUUCCCCUUUUUGUUUUGUUAAUCUCAGCUCACGUCAUUUAAUGAAUUGAUAGCACAACUUUAGUUUCUCUUCAGAAGGGUGCAGAUCAUGCGUAACAUCCCUUUACACAGUCCUCCUGUUAGCAGAUAUGGGUUCAAAUAAGCAAAAUUAUACAUUUUAUUUGAAUUAAGCCAUUUACCCUAUUCUGUUGCUUCAUGGAUGUUUAGGUUUUAAAGUCUUCAGUUCAUCUUUACUGUAUGGUUUCUUUCAUUAAAGCUGCAGUCCGCAGCUUUUCCUCUUUGUCGCCAUCUCUGUUCGAAAUCUGUAAUUGCAGUUAUUCACGGAAUUAUCAACAGCACAGCGUGGAUGAACACAAUGUUUGAGGAGAGUGUGAGGCUGUCAGUCACCGUGCUGGUGUGGAUACUGACAUUCAGAAUCACAUAUUCUUUUUGGAAGCAUGACUAACAAGAAUUUUCAUUGGAAAAUGUAAUCUGAACAAGUAAGGAACAUCCACUUUUGGUCUGGUUCAGACAUUGCAGUAAAUUGCGCUGAUUAAAUCUAACAAUCGCUUAUCAUAUCACGCAAAACCGUCCAAAUUUACUUUGUUC